Molecule: messenger RNA, 5463 nt
Organism: Anguilla anguilla (European eel)
Lineage: Eukaryota; Metazoa; Chordata; Actinopteri; Anguilliformes; Anguillidae
Product: sterile alpha motif domain-containing protein 9-like
Exons: 3
Coding region: 193-4767 (1524 amino acids)
Cellular component (GO): cytoplasm
Molecular function (GO): protein binding
Source: RefSeq, a predicted model, not a curated record
UAUUAGAAGUGGCCAGCUCUUAGCAUCGGCUAAUAAUUGCUACUUAUGCUAUGUUUUUUCUGCGGCAUUAGAAAAAUUAGCAUGUAGGCUACUCCAGGUCGACGUUUCCCAUAACAAGAUUGAUGGAGCUCUGUACAUGAAACUUUGUCCUGUGUUCUGCCUCCGAAAGAUAACACCAGCACUCUCUUCACAAUGACGGAAGAACGUAACUGCCAACCAAUUGAAGAAUGGAAGGAAUGUGAUGUCAGCUCCUGGUUAAAGUCAAUAAGAGUGAAUGAGAACUUCAUUGAGAAAAUGAAAGAGGAGGAAGUUGAUGGACAAGUUCUCCUGGAACUAACACAAAGCUAUCUGACAGAACAAAUUGGAAUGAAAUCAGGGAAGGCUCACGUGAUCAUCCAAAAAAGAAAUAAGCUAGUAGAGUCUUUACGAGUCCAGGAACCUCAAAAAGCCCUGGAAAAGAAACAAGGUAGAGAUCAGAAGAAGCAGCAAACGGUAGACAAACAGGACACUGAUGCUGGAGCAACCCAAGUCCCUACCGGUGCAGAGUCACAAAGUCAGGAACAGUCAGUGAGUGUGCUAUCCACGAAGAGGGACUGUAAACCACGGCCCAUAGGCGAGAAGGGUUCCGAAUUUACAUACUUGCAACACAGUGUACUGCAGCCUGAAUCUGGUGUUUCUGACCUUAUCACACCUUGUCAUGAAUACAAAUCAUUCGCCACAGCAGCUACAUUAUCCCGUGAAAGGCUGCAGGCCAAGUUUGCUAGAGAGGUUUUUAAAUUUGGCUCUGCGUGCAUGAAUAUGCGAUCAAAUGGUACCAUACAUUUUGGGGUGAUGGACAGUAAAGGUAACAGUGGCCAUGUGCAUGGUGAGGUGAUAGGUGUUCCUGUGAAGGAGAAAGACAUGUACAUUGAUGCAUUUGAUCACAUAGAAAGAAGUUUUUCAAAGCUGAUUAGUGAACAUGUGCGAAUGUGCAUCCGCGAACCAGAGUUCAUAAAGGUUGCAAACUGCACUGAACAUUAUGUCAUAGAAGUUGACAUCGUGCCUGAAGUAAGCAUUGUGAGAAACAAAGUUUACCCUGUCCGUCUACCAAAUUUUACGGAAACGUCUAAAAAGGUUGAGUUUGAAAAGGAAACAAUCUAUCAGAGAAAAGGGGCUAAUACAGAACCAGUUAGUGAGCAGAAUAUGUUCUACCAGCGUGUGAAAGACAGAGAUGCAAUGAGAGAAAAGGCUGAACAGUCUUAUCUAUUCGGCACACCUGAUGUCUUGCAAGACCUUGGAAGGAAAUUGAAGAUGUUAGUGACUGGUGGAAAAAAAGUCAUAGACAAAGACCAGUGGUACAUUCUUGUUACAAACAAAUUUGAAAGGGAGCAUUUGAGUUGCAUUGACUUCUUGGUGAAUAUGAAGAUAUUCUGUGUCUUUGACUUUGACCCUGAUUCUAAACGGUCUGGAUUCUGCAAUAAAUACCUUGAUCAUCAUGCUGCAAACCUGCAUUUCCUGCAGAGUUACACAAUUCCUAGUGAGAUGACCAUCAGUGCAUUUGAAAACCAUCUGCAAUUGUUUGAACAGGCAAGCUGGAUUUUUUGCAACGGACGAAAUGGCUACCGGGGAAAUGAACCUCCCUGUGAUGAAAUGACCUGGAUCCAAAUGAAAAAGACUCUUCUGAAGGAGGCAGUGUCAGUGAUCUGUAAACGAAUUCUUCCCCGGGGCACCUUUUUGGUGAUUUUUCUUCUCACUUCACCAGUGGAACUCCCAAUGGUUCACACUUUCUAUGAGUUCUAUGCGGAGAUGCAAGGCCAUGGAGACAUCAUUUGCAUUUCAGAAUCUGAAGAGAAUCACAGCAGAUGGACAGGCUAUGCGCAGGUGUCUUGCAGUCAAGAGACUGUAAACAAUAAGAGUGUUGCAGGGAUGAAAAUGAGCCACGUGAAUGCCACAAUACAAAGCAUUCAGCCUCACAUUGUGAAUUCCAGGCAUUUACCUACCCACGGUAAUGCAUUGUGUCUGCUUGAAACCGCUGAAGAAGAAAGGAUGUCUUCCUUAGAGAUCCUGGGUGUGGAUCAGUGUGACAACUCCUCAAGUGUCUUCGAAGAUGCUAAAGAGAGAGAAAAUGUUGAAAAGCAGUUUUACAGUGGUAAAGUGCGCUGGAUUAAUUUUUGGCUUGCAGAAAAUAAAUUUGUUGGAGAAUUUAUCCAAAGGGACACAUAUAAAGAAGUUUCAAAAGUUCUGAAUGACGCUCCCAGAUGGAGUAGGGACCAAAGACCUGUCAACAACAUCAAUAUAUACCACGAACCAGGAAGUGGUGGGAGCACGGUUGCACGACAUGUACUGUGGAACAACAGAAAAAGUCUAAGAUGCGCGGUUGUAAAGCCAUCAUUCCCAGUGACAGUUGUUGCAGAGCAUGCUGUAAAACUGCGUGAAUAUGAGGAAAAAGGCCCACAGAAAUGUCUUCCUGUACUCCUCCUGGUGGAAGACUAUGAGAAGGACUAUCUAGACAGCCUGAGGAAUGAAUUGGAAGUUGCCAUGAAAGCCAAGAAAAUCAGUCAAGGAACACUGUGUUUUGUACUUCUGAGCUGUCGACAGUCAUGUGUCCCAGAAAAAAUGUGCAAGGAGUCACCUUUACAGAACUUUGCCGUGAUUCACAAAUUAUCCCCUGAUGAGAAGAUACAAUUUGCACGGAAAAUGAUUGAACUUGAAGAACAGCAUCCACCAGACCACCUCUUGAUAUUUGUGUUGAUGAGUAAAGAAUUUGAGCGGACGUACAUUACCAAAUUUGUCACUGAUUUGCUGAAAGGCAUUGACCACUCUUCUGUCGUUACUCGCCUUAUUCUCUUUGUGGCUUUACUCAACACACACGUUCAAAACUCCUAUCUCUCUCAGUCUCAUUGUGAGGCUCUCUUGCAUCUAAAGAAAACACCUGAAGCUGAGAGAAAAUGCAGUGAUAGAUUCAGAAGACACUUGUUUGAGUCAUCAUUAAGUGAACAAGCCAAACUUCUUUUCAUACGCUUGAGAAAUGAGAAGACACGCAUCAGUUUUAUACGGAUGAUUAAUCCAUUAGUCGCUGAAGAAGUUCUCCACCAGCUGUUAGGGAGUGAUGAGCAGCAGAGCAGUGUAGCCAUAGACCUCCUCCAAGAAGAUGUGCUUUUUGAAAACAGUUUUGGAAAAGAAGAUUAUCACAGAUUUUUGCGGGAUCUUUGCAUGAGGCGCACCAAGAUUAGUAGAGGUGAUCAGUGUGACAGUUUAUUUUCCCCUCUCAUCGAUCACAUUCGGAAGACUGAAACCACAGAGAAGGCGGUUAAAGUUCUGGAGGAAGCCUACUCGCGUUUUGGUGAUGAUGCCUUUUUUGCUCAGCAACUUGCACGACUGCAUUACACAGAAGAAAAGUUCGAAAAAGCCAAGUACUGGGCAGAGGUAGCAGAAAAAAAGAAGCCCAACAAUUCUUUUAUCUUAGACACAAAAGGCCAGGUGUACAAGAGAUGGUUCAAUUCCAAAUGCAAAUUGCUCGAAAGCGAGAAUGUUACCGCUGAAAACACUGUGGAUGCAAUUGCAAUGGCACUAGAAGCAAUGAAGUGCUUCAGGGAAAGUGAGGCAGCAGCCAACAAGGAACAAGGAACCAUGAACAAUUCAGGCUACUUUUCAGAAGUUGACCUAGCAUUUGAUUUUUUGGAGCUAAUUUUCCUCGUGUUUCCAAAAGGAGAGAAAGGCCGUUCUGAGUGUCUGCAGUACCUGCUCACAGAGCACAUUCCAGAGGCAGUGAAAUAUCCCUGGAUAAAUUUCCACAGCCAACUGAAAAACAUUCACAAAAACAUGUGGGAUGCCAUUAAAAGUAUAUCAGAAGACCUGACUUAUUUCCAGACUGGCACCACUUCAGACGAUGAAUCACACUGUUCUGAAAUUAAGGUAAACAAUCCAAUAAAGUGGCUAGCAAAAAGAUCAUCCUGUUAUGGUAAACUUUUUGGAGGGGUACCAUUGGAUGAACUUAACGAAGAUAUCAAGAUGCACCUGGAAAUUUGUAGACUUGGUGGUGGUAACAUGUCUGCAAUCUUUUCCCUCUUGUCUAAAAAGAACCAUGCUCAGUUAGAACAGAUCAUUGCUGUUUGUUCUGGGGAAAAGCGUAUAACAGAAAUCGUCACAUACAUAGCCUCCCAGAUUGCCUUAGGUUGUCUUUCUGCAACUUCUUCCAAGCUUGCAACACUUCAAGACCUUCAGGAUCUUAGCCAGCAGUUCCGAAAAGAGAGAGGUAAAUUUUUGCCUGAUGCUCUUUUUUUGCAAACGCUGCUGUUCUGGCCUGAAGAUGAUGACAACAAGGAAGACAGAGAUGCCAAAUAUGAAAUCGUCAUGGCAGCUGUGGAUGGUCUCAAAAAAAGCUACUGCAAGAAAAUGAAAGCUGUACCUCAAAAAGAAAAGAGAAUUUUUACUCACUUCUUUCUGGGCAAAGGAAAAGGACUGAGUAAGAUUGUUCACAAGAGCAAGAUGGAAAUGCUCAACAAACUUCUCUCAAUGUCAGAGAGGAGAAUGAAAUGGCUCAGUGGAGAUGUGUGGAAAAUGCCAGAGCUUGAAUCAAUGCUGAAACGUGUUCAAGGUUGGACAAAAGAUGGCAGAGUCUACAUUGAGGGCUCUCAAAAGAAGCCGUUCAUGAUACAUGCUCUGAAUUCAGAUUCAAUCCCUUAUGAGAAUGAGGAUGUUGAGUUUUACCUGGGUUUUACUUUCGAAGGACCAGUUGCUAAUGGCAUUACAAUCAGCAGGAGCAACAAGGUGCCUGAGAAACAAUAAAGACCAGUGAGCUGGGCCCUGAAUGUGCCUUAAGAUGUCCAGUUCUUUGGGUAAAAUUCAUUAAGCUCAUGCAAGAGUGAACCCUAGUCAGUCUAACACCUGCAGCCUGCCAACACUAGUAGUAUGCUCGCUGUGCAAUAUUACCAUACUGCUCGCCUGCAUUUCACAUGAGAGCACAUGCUAGUCUGCAAAUGGAACAGUGUCGCUGGCCUAUAACUUUUAAGGUGUAUUCCAGUUUGGAUGAAAAAACUGGGGUUAUAAACAGGAUCUAAAGGAAUAUUUUAAUAUUUCUGCUGUAGAGCAAAGUCACGGUCUUUGGAAAGUGUAAUAUUUAGGACUCAUUCUUCAAGUUUUGUCAAUUCCUUCCUUCACUCUUGAUUUUGUGUUAAUUUCAUUGUUAAAAUUUUUAAAGUUGUUUUACUGAUUUGUGAUUUUCGGACUAUUUUCAUGUUACUGUGUGAUAAUUGUUAACCUUAACCUUGAAAUGCACUUUUUGUACGUCGCUUUGGAUAAAAGCAUCUGCCAAAUGAAUGUAAUGUAAUGAAAUGAAAUGAAAUGGUUACAGCCAUAGAUUUUGUUGUGUUUUCCAAAUCACUUGCACAUGCUUAAAGAUGCAGUAUGUAAGUUUGGAGAAAUGAGAAAGAGAGAGCUAGAUUUUGAAAAAAAAAAAAAAAAAACAUUCCACCCCUCCCCUCA